CCGGUCAACAACAACUAAACAAUUCGAAGAGGUAGAAAUUAGUCGCGGUUGGUUGCUGGCUUUUGGUUGGAGAAAACAGAAAGAAAAUCAAAUCCAAUAUGCCAUCCCCUGUUUCAAUUUUUCAAAAGGCAACACAAAAAAGCUAAACGUGGGUAAGAUACAUAAUAGCAGAACCCCUGAACCUCCACUAACCAUUCCUCUCUCCCGCCAGGCGCCAGUUCCCAAAACCUAGUGAGUAGAGAAGACGGAAGAGCAUGGCGGGCGAAAUUAGAACAGCAGAAGUGGUGGUGGCGGCAGAUAUUAAAGCCAUCGACAAGGAGAAAUCAUCAUUCACGGGCUACGCGUUGAGCCCAGCAGCCCGUUUGUUCCACUCGCCCAAGUUCAACUGUUACAUCGUCGCCAUCAUGGGCUGCAAGACCAAGAUCAACCCCGCCGUCGUCAAGCUCGGACUGGAGCGCACGUUGAUCAAACACCCUCGUUUCUCCAGCAAACCGGUGGUUGAUGGGUGCAAAGGCAGGAAAAUGAAAUGGGAGCAGACUGAAGUCAAUCUAGAUGAUCACAUUAUCAUUCCAAAUCUGGAUGAUGGCGAUGUGGUGGAGUCACCGGAUAAAUUUGUUGAAGACUAUGUUUCUCAUCUCACCACAUUGCCAUUAGACUUAAACAAGCCAUUAUGGGAGCUACACCUGUUGAACGUGAAAACUUCUGAUGCAGAAGCUGUUGGGGUGUUCAAGAUCCAUCAUUCCAUAGGUGAUGGUGCCUCAUUGGUGUCUCUUCUUCUAGCUUGUACCCGAAAAUCCUCCGACACUGAAGAAUUGCCUACUGUUCCCAUGAACAACAAGCCUUCUCCUGGUGCUGCUGCUCUCUCUGGUGGGGUGUUUUUGUUGAUUUGGACGCUGCUGAAGCUGAUUUGGAACACUUUGGUGGAUUUGUUUCUGUUUGCUGCUACAAUGUUGUUUCUGAAAGAUACAAAGACUCCGAUCAAAGCUCUAACAGUGGAAGGACAGCAGCUCAGGAGGUUUGUGCACCGUACUGUUAGCUUGGAUGACAUUAAGCUGGUGAAGAAUGCAUUGAAUAUGACGAUCAAUGAUGUCGUAGUCGGAGUAACACAAGCUGGUCUCUCGAAAUAUCUAUACCGCAGAUAUGGUGAGCUUUGUCCUAUUGAUAAAGUUUCUGUUUUUCUUCCUAUGAUCGCAGAAGCUAAUAGAUUUCCCUGAUUUAACAGGUGAAGAUCAGCAACAUAGGGGAACAGAAAGUCAGAAACUCGAUAUUCCGAGGAACAUAAGGCUUAGAGCAUCAGUUCUAGUUAACUUAAGGCCAACCACCGGGAUCCAGGAUUUGGCUGAUUUGAUGGCCAAGGGACCGAAGGAGAAAUGGGGAUGGGGGAACUGGAUAGGGUACCUAAUGCUUCCUCUCACCAUUUCCUCACAAGAUGAUCCUCUAGAACAUGUUCGAAGGGGGAAGUCCAUAAUUGAUCGAAAGAAGCUCUCUUUAGAACCUGUUUUUACAUGUCUAGGCGCCAGGGUAGUCAUCCAGACAUUGGGAGUCAAGGUGGCUUCUUGGAUUGCUAACAGAGUCCUUUUUAACACUACAUUAGCCUUCUCAAACAUGGCCGGUCCUGUAGAAGAAAUCAGCUUUUAUGGUCACCCACUCUCGUACCUUGCUCCAACCGUCUAUGGCCAUCCCCAUGCGCUGACGAUUCAUUUCCAGAGUUAUUGCAACACGAUAACCAUAUCUCUGGCCGUUGAUCCGGGAUUGAUUCCUGAUCCUCAUGUGCUCUGUGAUGACCUUGAAGAUUCUCUUAAAGCCAUCAAGGAAGCUGUUGUGCAGAAAUUUGUACAGAAAGAUCCCGGUAUUGUGUAGAGAAAGAACAAGUAAUGGCAGAAAACAGUCUUAGCUUUCACCAAGAGAUAGAUAGGUACAGAGAACGCUCUGAAUAUAGAGAUGUUAAGGAAAUGGCCAGAGCCCAGAGGACGAUACUAUGCAGAAAUACAUGUAAAGCACAGACUACACAGAAUCACAGAUAGAUGUUAAAACAUCUUUUGGUUUGUAAGGUACAUAUUCACAUUGUUUUGAUUUAGGAUUGCUAGAUCGAGUGAGUAUAAAAGAUCCAUUCUUGUUGCUGGUUGUGUUUUGCUGGUCUGUCAAAUGAAUAAGAGAUCGCGUUGUGAACGCUUUCAACGCGAAAGCGUUGCCUUUCAAUAUCCUCGAAACAGCAUAAAUCUCACAAAAAUUUACUUGCAUUCCAAAUAGUACUAGGGAAAGAGAAGAAAAUGGCUAAAACUAAAACUGAGCUUGCUCCAACUCACUACUUCCUACACCUCCAUGAAGAGACAGAGUAAAGCGGCCUAUCUUGCCAACAAAUCACAGCACAGCCAUUCUCUUCCUUCAUCCUAUACCCAUCACAUCCAUAGCUCUCCAGCAAACCCUUACCCUGCAACAUCCCAUAAUAGCUCAAACCAAGAUUAACAAAACCAGCCAUCUCAAUCCUAUGAAUCCACUUCUCGAGCUUCUCGUGCCUUUCCUUCCUCUCCCCUCCUUCACAUGCCACAAUGUUCUUGAUCUCCUCGCCAAACAUCAUCUUCUCCACCUUCAGCCUCUCGAUCGAGCUCCUUGGCACCGUUGAUUCCAAGCAAUCAAACAAAGCUGCAUAAGAAUACAGUGCCUCGAGAAGCCUCUCCAUGAGCGUGGCUCCGUUAUGGUUCGAGUCUUGCUCUGUCACCACCAUAACCUUAGGCGAUAAACCCCACAGCACGUUCAGAAACCAAUCCAUCUUCCCUUGCGAAGAAGAAGGAGAACCAAUUGGUGGUGAUGAUGACGACGAGGCUGAAUCAAAGCUAUUGUCUUUCUGAUCAAGCAACAGCUCCCCCAACGUGCCUUGCCUCUGAAGCAACCUCGAAUUCGGGUUCUUGUGGGAGGCAAGGAAAGGAUGCAGCUGGAGAACAGAGCUUAUCGCCAGAGCCUCCCCUGUUUUCACACGAAGCUUCUCCGGAUCGAGAUUCUCCAACCCGCCACUAACAACAAUGGGGUUGAACUGGAAUGGAAUGUCCAAUCUCUCUGCUUCCUCAACCAGCUUGUGACUCAUUCGAUCCAGUACCUCUCUCUGCUGAUGAAUCCCUGUAAUCCUCAAAUGCGGAGGACCUUCAGCCCGCCCACUCAAAGCUUGAAGGAGCGCAAUCCACUGCGAAGGCUCGGACGCAUUGAGAUCGAUGACAUGCACCAUUUUCUCACCUUCCAUAGCCUCCAGAAUUGCCUGGUUAGUAACCACGAACGCGACCUUCAAGAACGGGAACAUCUCGUAGAAGAGACUCCUGACCAUCGUUUCCUCUGAAGGGAUUUUGAUUUUGGUAGCAUUGAGUGCCCUGUGAACUCCAGGCCAAGCUUUGAUGAUCCUCUCGGCGAGAGCUUCGGUGAAGUAAGCUGCAAUGCGCUGCAUGGUGUCGCCGUCCGGUGCCGAUAAUUGAGAGAUCUGGCCGAGUGCUACCUCGGCGCUCUCCAGGCUGCCUGUUGCUACGUGAUUUGCACAAGUGAGCAGCAAAUGGAUCAAGUAUAAACCCCUCUCUUCGGAUUUCAGCUCUCUGAGGUAUGGAUAAGGCGAGCCGAGAUUGGAAGGAUUUGGCGAGAGUUGCGCCAUGGAAAAGAAUUGGAGUGGCGAUGAUGUGGCAGAGGAUGAUCCAUCAUCUUGAUACAUUUUUCAGCAAUUGAAAACAAGAACUUUCGAGAGCUCAAGCAAAAUGAAACAACUGGAUAACGAAACCUAAGCGGAAACUGAAUCAAAUCAGUUAGAGGAAAGAAAGGUGGAAACUUUGAACUGAAGCUCGCAAAGAAACAGAGACCCAGAAGAGGAAAGACGAAGAUCCUUACUGGGUUUUACGAUUCGUGGAAAACCCAGGAAGAAAAUGGAUGAAGAUUCGAAGAAUUUCCCAGCAAUCAGUAUCGUACCCACCCAAAUCCUUAAAACCCUGGAAAUGUUUCCCUUUUUUUUUCUUUCUUCGCAGAGUCCUUUGCCCUCGUCUUGUUUUGUAACUACGG
This is a messenger RNA of Linum tenue, 4029 nucleotides long. NCBI's taxonomy places the organism in Eukaryota, Viridiplantae, Streptophyta, Magnoliopsida, Malpighiales, Linaceae. The record is from the annotation of a GenBank genome assembly.